CGGUGUGCUUUUGCUGCUGUCGUUUAUCUUAUCAAUUUUCGGCAUUUAAAACAAACUUAUAAGCUGAAAUUUCAGUCAGUCAGUACCUUUAUUGCGCACAUUAAAGUGACACAGUUUGGUAAACCGCAGUAGUCCAGUGAAACCUCACUUUUCAUCUAAGCAACCAGCAACAUAACAUAAUGGAAACUCCCACUGCCACCAGUAGUGACGUGCCGCCGGUGCUGGAAUCCUGCAUUCCGCUGCCCAUCGACGAAUGCCGGCUGGUCGAUGUUGUCGAAAAGGCGAAAGAUUGGGCCAUCAUGCACGGGGCGGCCAUGCGCUCCAAGACGGACUUCAAUCCGGAUGCCCUGCAGUUCGCUCCGUUCAUCCUGACGCCAAGUUCAUUCCCGAGGAAAGAGUUCGAAAAGGCGAUUGAGUUGCAGACCACCCUCAACGAGCUGAUGCAUGCCGUUUCUCAUGAUACCGAGUUCCUGCGGGAAACGCUUCAAGGUACAAUCAAAGUGGACGCUUUUACCCGGUCCUUGUUCGAAAUCUACGAAACCGUUCUGAAAGAGGGAAUCGCCCAGCCGAAAUCGCUCGCGCUGCUCCGGUCUGAUUAUCUGGCAAACUUUAUCGAAUCGAACGCCAUUAAGCAGGUAGAAAUCAACACGAUCGCCUCCAGCUUUGGAGGCAUCUCGACCUCAAUGGCACCAAUGCAUAGUUUUAUUUUGACGGAGCUUGGACAUUCGGAGAAGCUUGCCCAGCUACCGGAAAACCGUGCCUUGUACGGGCUAUGUGACGCCAUGGUCGAAGCGUGGUCACUUCAGGUCCGCCCGCAGGCGGUGAUCUUGUUCGUGAUCGAGGACGUGACGUACAACAUUUGCGACCAACGCUUCCACGAGUUCUACAUUCGUGAAACCUAUCCGCUCAUUCCGGUCGUGCGUCGCACGUUGACUCAGCUGAGCGAGCAGGCUAAGCUCGGUCCGCGUGGGGAACUCGUGUUGGGCAGCGAUAAAAUGGAGGUCGCGGUAAUCUAUUUCCGAGCGGGUUACGAACCAGGUCACUACUAUGGGGAGAAGGAAUGGGCUGCCCGAUUGCUGAUGGAACGAUCCACCGCUAUCAAGUGUCCUUCGAUUCAGUAUCAUUUGGCCGGAACGAAGAAGGUUCAGCAGGCCCUGGCAAAGCCAGGCAUCUUGAAGCGAUUCAUCUCCGAUGAACGUAAGAUCGAUACCAUUAAGGAAAUCUUCACCGGUCUGUACUCGCUGGACAAGAACGAAGAGGGCGAUGAGGCCAUUAAAUUGGCACUAAGUAACCUCGAGCGAUACGUACUGAAACCACAGCGCGAAGGUGGCGGUAACAAUGUUUACGGAACAGAUAUUCCAGCAGCACUGGAGCGCAUGAGCGAAGACGAACGUUCGGCUUGGAUUCUGAUGGAGCGGAUCUUUCCACCGGUAUCCAAGGGUUACAUGGUUCGGCCCGGCGGUAAGAUGCCUCCGCAAAUUGUGAAUCUAGUAUCGGAGUUGGGCAUAUUCGGUGCUAUCAUUGGGACCAAGGAUAAAAUCAUUUACAACAAACAGGUUGGGCACAUGCUGCGUACCAAAUUGUCCAGUGCAAACGAGGGCGGAGUGGCUGCCGGUUUGGGAGCGUUGGACAGUCCCUAUUUGAUCGGAUAGAAAAUGGGCAAGAAGUUAACUAUUGGUUUGUGCAUCGUACGUUUUACUAGUAAAACAUAAUUCCAACAAAAGUAUGGCUCCUAUGUAUUUUAUAUAUUGCACUUUACACAUGCAUUUUCAUAUACAUUUUUAAC
Molecule: messenger RNA, 1786 nt
Organism: Sabethes cyaneus
Lineage: Eukaryota; Metazoa; Arthropoda; Insecta; Diptera; Culicidae
Product: glutathione synthetase-like
Exons: 6
Coding region: 180-1652 (490 amino acids)
Biological process (GO): glutathione biosynthetic process
Cellular component (GO): cytosol
Molecular function (GO): glutathione binding; glutathione synthase activity; ATP binding
Source: RefSeq, a predicted model, not a curated record